AAGUGACGUAGGUACAUCCUUAUACGGCUUCUGGUCGCCUUUCUCCUCCGGUUACCUGUAGGUUACACAGCAGUUUGGGUUUUUAUUUCAGGAGUUUGCUGUGGGUUUGUUCGUCGGGUCAAAGGAGCAGAGAGCAGAGAGCGGCAUGGGCACCGUCCAUGCGAGGAGUCUGGACCCUCUACCCAUGAAGGGUCCAGAGUUGGGGGUCCAGGCUGACGACAUCGAGCCUCCAGAGAUUGAACAGGAACCAAAGCAAGAAGUUCUGGAAAAUAAGGAUGUCGUGGUUCAGCGAGUCCACAUAGAUGGGUUAGGACGGACUAAAGAGGACCUGCUGACCUACGAGAUUGCCGGAGUCUUCAGGGCUAAAAACCUGAUCGAUGUCAUGAGGAAGUCUCAUGAGGCCCGGCAGAAGCUGCUGCGUCUGGGGAUCUUCAGGAAGGUCAACGUGGUCAUUGACACCUCUCGAGGAGAAGAUGCCCUCCCCAACGGCCUUGAUGUGACGUUUGAGGUCACGGAGCUCAGACGGAUGACGGGGAGUUACAACACCAUGGUCGGGAACAAUGAAGGCAGUAUGGUUCUAGGUCUGAAGUUACCAAAUGUGUUUGGUCGAGCGGAGAAGCUGACGUUCCAGUUCUCCUACGGAACCAAAGAAACCUCGUAUGGUCUGUCCUUCUUCAAACCACAACCAGGAAACUUUGAGCGGAAUUUCUCGGUGAAUGUCUACAAAGUGACGGGUCAGUUUCCAUGGAGUUCUCUGAGGGAGACAGACCGAGGCGUCUCUGCUGAAUUCAGUUUCCCAGUGUGGAGGACCAGUCAGACUCUGAAGUGGGAGGGGGUCUGGCGGGAACUCAGCUGUUUGGCUCGGACCGCUUCGUUCGCUGUCAGACAAGAGAGCGGACAUUCACUCAAGUCCUCGCUGUCGCAUGCCAUGGUGAUCGACACCAGGAACUCGUCCAUUCUGCCCCGUCAAGGAGGCCUCUUGAAGAUCCAUCAGGAACUGGCUGGUUACAGCGGAGGAGAUGCCAGUUUCCUGAAGGAGGACUUUGAGAUCCAGCUGAACAAAACCCUCUUCUGGGACUCGGUCCUGUCGGCCUCUCUGUGGGGGGGGUUACUGCUGCCGAUUGGAGAUAAACCAACCAGCAUAGCCGACAGGUUCUACCUCGGUGGCCCGACCAGUAUCCGGGGCUUCAGUAUGUACAGUCUGGGUCCACAGAGUGAAGGAGACUACCUGGGUGGGGAAGCGUACUGGGCUGGAGGUCUCCACCUUUAUACCCCUCUGCCCUUCAGACCAGGACGAGGAGGCUUUGGAGAUCUCUUCAGGACCCACUUCUUCCUGAAUGCAGGAAACCUGUGUAACCUCAACUACGGUGAGGGUCCUCAGGCUCACCUGAAGAAACUGGCCGAGUGCAUCCGCUGGUCGUAUGGUCUGGGCAUUGUGCUGCGUUUAGGGAACAUCGCCCGAUUAGAGCUGAAUUACUGCAUUCCCAUGGGAGUCCAGAGUGGAGACAGGAUAUGUGAUGGUGUCCAGUUCGGAGCUGGGAUCCGGUUCCUGUGAGACCGCAUUUUCUGGUUCUGGAUCUUCCUGUAUCUCAAUGUGGAUUUUAUGCCUGAAACGUUUUAUUGGAAGGGACACUUCUUGUACAGAAUUGAUGUUGCAUCUGAAUAGUUCAAUUAAAGUGUUUGCACUUUAGAUCA
Molecule: messenger RNA, 1695 nt
Organism: Sphaeramia orbicularis (orbiculate cardinalfish)
Lineage: Eukaryota; Metazoa; Chordata; Actinopteri; Kurtiformes; Apogonidae
Gene: samm50
Product: SAMM50 sorting and assembly machinery component
Exons: 15
Coding region: 146-1555 (469 amino acids)
Biological process (GO): mitochondrial respiratory chain complex assembly; protein insertion into mitochondrial outer membrane
Cellular component (GO): outer membrane
Source: RefSeq, a predicted model, not a curated record